AUGGACCCUGCCGCUACGCAUGAGGAUGUACCAGGCGGCCGUCCGACAUGCGAACAGCAUACAGCCGCCGAGGACCUGAUAGCGAGCUUUUCCGCCAGAAAUCAGCAUGGAUGGAGGAGGGUGGUGCUGAAUUUCACGCCCUCCUGGUUUGCGGCGACGAUGGGGACAGGCAUUGCCUCGAUUCUCUUGCACAACUUACCCUACAACGGCGACUGGCUAUACUGGCUCUCGGUCAUCGUCUUCUGCCUCAACGUCGGCCUAUUCGGCAUCUUCCUCUUCAUCUCCAUCCUGCGGUACACGAUGUUUCCCGGCCUCUUUAUGGCCAUGAUUCGCCACCCCGUGCAAUCAUUGUUCUGCGGGACCUUCCCCAUGGGCCUGGCAACCAUCGUCAACAUGGUUGUCUUUGUGUGCGUCGCGCACUGGGGCCCAUGGGUCAUCACCCUGGCGUGGACGCUAUGGUGGAUCGACGUGGCCGUCGCGGUCAUCACGUGCAUGUGGCUGCCCUUUGUCAUCAUGCACAUGCACCAAAGCGAGCUCUCCAAGAUGACGGCCGCGUGGCUCCUGCCCGUCGUGUCGACCAUUGUGGCCGCCGCCUCGGGCGGCAUUGUCGCCGAAGUGCUCCCCGAUCGACAGCACCAACUCUGGACGAUCGUCACGUCCUAUGUCCUCUGGGGCACGGGCUUCCCGCUCGCCAUGGUCGUCCUGGUCAUGUACUUCCACCGCCUGACCAUCCACCGGCUCCCAGCCAGGGAAGUCAUCGUCUCGGUCUUCCUCCCGCUGGGGCCCCUCGGGCAGGGCAGCUUCGCGCUCAUGCAGCUGGGCAAGGUAUGCGCCGAGGUGUUUCCCCAGACGGAGAAUUUCGGCCCGGACAGCGGCCGGAUCGUGUAUAGCGUCUCCCUCGUCGUGGCGCUCGUCAUCUGGGGGUAUGGUCUCGUGUGGCUAUUCUUUGCCGUCGCGAGCAUCACGCGAAGCAGGUUCCCGUUCAACAUGGGAUGGUGGGGCUUCACUUUCCCGCUCGGCGUGUAUGCCGUGUCGACGUGCACUGUGGCCAGAGAGAUCCCCAGCGAGUUCUUCAAGGUGCUUGGCACGAUCUUCUCCGUGGCGGUUGUUCUGCUGUGGAUGGUCGUCGGCUUAGGGACGCUUAAGGGCGCUCUCUCGGGGGAGCUCUUGUAUGCGCCUUGCGUGGAGCAGUAUGAGAAGCGGUUGGGGAGGAAGGACAAGGACAGGGACAGGGAAAGGAUAGCCAAUCGCCGAUUACCGCUGCGGUAUUGGCAUUGGAGGAGGAAGGGGGAUGAUGCAGGGGCGAAAGCGGCGGCUGAGAAGCAGGAGGUAUGA
Molecule: messenger RNA, 1335 nt
Organism: Cladophialophora carrionii CBS 160.54
Lineage: Eukaryota; Fungi; Ascomycota; Eurotiomycetes; Chaetothyriales; Herpotrichiellaceae
Exons: 2
Coding region: 1-1335 (444 amino acids)
Biological process (GO): sulfite transmembrane transport; transmembrane transport
Cellular component (GO): plasma membrane
Molecular function (GO): sulfite transmembrane transporter activity
Source: RefSeq, a predicted model, not a curated record